AUGAUCGAAGUAUACGCACGCUUGAUUAUUGGAGAUCUAGGCCAUCAAGAACUUCCUCUAUCAUUUGUAUCUCGUGCUAAAAUUUAUAUGGGAGAAGCCGGACAUUGCAUGGGUGAGUUAAACAAGCAGCCGGUUGGCUGGUUUAAGGAUCUCGUUUGUACAACAUUCCAUCUGAUUAAAGUGUCAAGAGACGCCGGGCUUUGGUCGUGGACUCAACUAUGGGACAUAUUCUAUACACAAACGUUCGCGCCAAUGAUACGAGCGGAGAAAGGCAAUGUGGACACCGCUGUCUCCUAA
Messenger RNA from Angiostrongylus costaricensis, 297 nucleotides. NCBI's taxonomy places the organism in Eukaryota, Metazoa, Nematoda, Chromadorea, Rhabditida, Metastrongylidae. The record is from the annotation of a GenBank genome assembly.